This is a messenger RNA of Papilio xuthus (Asian swallowtail), 2412 nucleotides long. RefSeq lists its product as uncharacterized. The record is from RefSeq and is a predicted model, not a curated record. The transcript is spliced from 3 exons. Bases 514 to 2355 code for a protein of 613 amino acids. Lineage: Eukaryota; Metazoa; Arthropoda; Insecta; Lepidoptera; Papilionidae.
GCCGGGACAAUUCGUGCGAAGAUGUUAAAGCGGGCUCUACCACUGUUAAGGACUCUAGUUCUAUUGGCACGCUAAAAGCGGAAUUGCGCAGCUAUUAGUUCUGUGUAAAAGGGAUUUAAGACUAAGAGAGUGUCACAUUGGCGAAUACAAGCCUUCCAGAUCACAAUACUGGAUCCAGUCUUGGUGUUGCGUUGUAACAACUUUUGAAUUGAAUCUCAUACAUCUGAUCGUCGCUAUGUUGUUAUAGUUUGUCUAAAUAUGUUAGCCAUUUUCGAAAGACAAACGUACGACAAUCAACUGAUUUUUUUCAAACGAUUACUUUAUUUUGCUCGUCUGUUUAUGAUUCUCAAUAAAUACUCUAUAAAUCAUUGUUUUAGAAAAAUAAACUGGAAAACACGCUUUCCGCUUUCGCAUUGCAAUUGUCAAAAACGUCAUAGCACAAUGCACUCUAUCGGGAAGUGUUUCGAUUUUAUAAAAAACCUACGCAAAAUCUAUUGAAAAAGUGCCUUAGUUAUGAUACCGUAUCAUUUUCAAAUUUACGCGAGUGUGUCGUUCUUUUUCCUUUGUAAAAUUAUUUGUUACCUUUCAAGCUUCAUAUCAAUGUUGGAUAAGAAACGUCCGACAUUGAUGAGUGACUCCGGAAAGGAAGAGACCGACGAAGAUGUGUGCAAAUGGAUACCAAAGAAAAAACACGAGGUCCUGAAGGCCAAGUACAAAUGUCUCAAGAAGCUGUUCCAAAUCUAUGAUGCGAGUGUCAUCGGCAUUCUGCCUGAGCCGUACGGCGGGGAGAGGCGCGAGGAGCGGCGGCACUCGCGGCGGCGGCGCUCGCACCGGACCAAGACGGAUGCGUGCGCCGGCACAGCGGAUCCUGCAGCGCCGCCCUCGCCCCUCCUAGCGCCCGCCGAGCGCAGCUCCCUUACCACGGCCGUCGUCCGCGACCUCAAGCUGCAAUACACCUCUACCUCUACACAAGAGUCCCUCGUACGCCGCGACAAGUACACGCAGGACUGCAAAGACCUCCUCUCCGUCACCACCAGCGAAAAGGAAUGCGAAUGCACUCAGACUUCGGAAAUCCUGCACGCGACUCCGUUCAUGAUGUUGAAAGACUCGCAACCUAAGCCGACGCGUUUUCAGCUGUUCCUCCAACGAAUACUUGGCAUAAGACGAGAGAAGUCCAACAACGGCCUGCCCUCCCCCCACAUGUACGCGGCGAGCGACAACAACAUCAGCAAUCGAUACGAGAAGCGCCGUCGACGCGGGAUGCGAUUUCGUCGGCUUCGGGGUGCAAAGAAAGUGUACUCGGAGUCCGCGCUGAGGGAGCGGCAGAGCCCCGUCAUACUGAGCUACGUACAGUCCGUGCAGAGGAACUGCUUGAUGGACACUACGCCGAGGCAAUGCCCUUUCAUGGGGUGCAGGAUGAUUUUUUACGGUAUUAUUAACUACAACGAUCACAUAAACCUGUGCCACUUCACUGAUCGCAAGUUCUCCUGUCACUACUGCCACGAGGGAUUUCUGAGAGAGCGCGACAAAUUGUUACAUGAAAAUGAACAUAUUGGCAUAUCUAAACUGAGCACUAAUCUAACAUCUACAAUAUCUGGACAUCACUCGAAAGUGGCCAACGUGACACAAACCGAUCCCGAACCGAAGCAGAUUAACGAAGAGAAGUUAAAGAAGAUUGUCUCAUUCUUUGACAAGAUUGAGGAUCCGGAGGAAAUCAUUGCCGAACUGAAAAAGAGUCGUCACUCCACGUCGAAUGUUAACCUCACUCGCCACUCCUCUAAAGUGGACACCGUGGCAUCUGGGGCCAGCAAGUCCACCUCCAACUCGCGAAGGUCGAGCUGUGUUCACCUGCAGAAGGCAGAUAGGAAGUCCAGCUCGUCCGUCGAGUCGGACACGUCGUCAGUGCACACUUCAGGGUCGUCACUCAGAUGUCAAAUUUGUGGACUAAAGUUUGAUCACAUACAGCGUUUAAAUAUGCACGUGUGCGCCGAGCAUCGAAGUGGUAGCAGAUGCUCUGGGCAGAGCCGGGGCGAGCGGCCGGCAAGCCCGCUCAGCCCGCCCGGCGCGCCGAGCCCACCACUCUACCACGACAAUUCGGACGACGAGGAGCCCGUCUCCGUGCUCGCUAACAAGAGUUACUCGACUUUACAUCGCGUCAACACAUCGUCUACUUUCACUCGCUUCACCUCUGAAGAGAAGUCGGCUAUGAGCUACGAUCCCUCCACCAAUAUUAUUUAUUAUUCAUCAUCAGAGUCAGUGAAGAAUCCGUCGGUGAUUGGUGAGACGGUGAAGCGAGGCCGCGCCGGCUUCAACAGUUACAAGUGGGAACCCGGAACCAAUUCUAUUCAUGCCUGAUUGUUUUGUCUAUUGACGUAUUAUUUUCUUUUGGUUUAAAUAUAAAUGAAAAAUCCA